This is a messenger RNA of Solanum pennellii, 444 nucleotides long. RefSeq lists its product as uncharacterized. The record is from RefSeq and is a predicted model, not a curated record. Lineage: Eukaryota; Viridiplantae; Streptophyta; Magnoliopsida; Solanales; Solanaceae. The transcript has a single exon. Gene Ontology annotation, molecular function: nucleic acid binding. Gene Ontology annotation, biological process: DNA integration. Bases 1 to 444 code for a protein of 147 amino acids.
AUGGAGCAUGAUUAUUGCAGGUUUGUGGAGAAAUGUCAUACAUGUCAAGUGCACAGUGAUUUGAUGAGAGUGCCGCCUCACGAACUUAAUGCUAUGAGUUCACCUUCACCAUUUGUAUCUAAGGGAAUGGAUGUCAUCGGUCCAAUAGAGCCAGUCGCCUCUAACAGGCAAAGAUUUAUUUUGGUUGCCAUUGACUACUUUACCAAGUGGGUGGAAGCAGCUUCAUACAAGUUGGUAACCAAGAAAGUUAUAGCUAAUUUUGUUCGUAACAAUCUCAUAUGCAGAUUCGAAGUACCAGAACCCAUCAUUACUGAUAAUGUUUCAAAUAUCAACAGUCAUUUGAUUAGAGAUACAUGUGAGCAAUUUAAGAUCACUCACGGAACUUCAACCGCUUAUCGUCCCCAAAUGAAUGAAGAUGUAGAUGAUGCCAAUAAGAACAUCUAG